Sphaeroforma arctica JP610 is the source of this 354-nucleotide messenger RNA. RefSeq lists its product as hypothetical. The transcript has 2 exons. Bases 1 to 354 code for a protein of 117 amino acids. The record is from RefSeq and is a predicted model, not a curated record. Lineage: Eukaryota; Ichthyosporea; Ichthyophonida.
AUGCGCACGGCAUACGUCGGGUACGUUGUGCAUGGUACGAGUGUUCGUGGGACGUACUCGGUUCUCACAUGCAACGAGAACGACGAGUGCACUGUCAUCCUUAAUGCAAAUCCAGUGUCGGUGUGGGCUAAGCGGUACGUUAACGAUGUAUACAUUGCCCACCUAAUUAACUCGGCAGAUUGCGCGCACGAUAUCAACACUAAGCUCGUUUCUUCGCGCGAGGCGGAUGGAGCCAUGGGUGAUAUUCUCUUCAACGCCGUAGCACGAGCCAAGACAUUGUUUGCGAACAACGCCGCGAGGUUAGCGAAGAAGGAGGCUCAACGUGAGCGUGCACGCAACAUUAGAAAGAGGUAA